Molecule: messenger RNA, 1062 nt
Organism: Exophiala spinifera
Lineage: Eukaryota; Fungi; Ascomycota; Eurotiomycetes; Chaetothyriales; Herpotrichiellaceae
Product: deoxyhypusine synthase
Exons: 3
Coding region: 1-1062 (353 amino acids)
Biological process (GO): peptidyl-hypusine biosynthetic process
Cellular component (GO): cytoplasm
Molecular function (GO): deoxyhypusine synthase activity
Source: RefSeq, a predicted model, not a curated record
AUGGGGUCUGCACCACCGGAAAAGGCUACCGAUGCAGUCCUCGUCGCGUCAGAGCCGAUCCCAGAGGGUGUCCAGCAAGUCAAGGGCAUUGACUGGGCCUCAUUGCCUCCGGAACAACGAACAGUCAUAUCGAACUUCGUGGAUCAACUCACUGGUCAAGGCUUCCAAUCAAGUUCAAUAGGCGAUGCUAUUCGCAUCAUCAAUGAUAUGAGAUUGUGGCGGGAUCCCGAGACGGGGGACAAGACAACCAUCUUUCUGGGUUACACGUCCAAUAUGAUCUCUUCUGGUCUACGCGAGACAUUUCGCUACUUGGUGCAGCACCACCACGUGUCUGCUAUUGUGACGACGGCCGGUGGCAUUGAAGAGGAUUUUAUCAAAUGUUUGGCUCCCACAUAUCUAGGCUCGUUCUCCACUCCGGGGGCUGCAUUGAGAGCCAAGGGCUUGAAUCGCAUUGGUAACCUGGUUGUGCCCAACAACAAUUACUGUGCAUUUGAGGAUUGGCUCGUCCCUAUCUUGGACAAGAUGUUGCAGGAGCAGGAAGAGCGAUUCGCGGCCAACGGCGAGCGCUUUGUGUGGACUCCAAGCCGUAUCAUCCAUCGCCUCGGGAAGGAGAUCAACGACGAACGCUCGGUGUAUUACUGGGCUUACAGAAACGAUAUACCUGUGUUCUGUCCGGCCUUGACGGAUGGCAGUCUGGGGGACAUGCUGUAUUUCCACUCGUUCAAGGCUUCACCACUGCAGCUUGGCGUCGACAUUGGUCAGGACAUUCGCAAAAUCAACACGAUCGCGGUGCGAGCCAAGCGGGCCGGCAUGAUCAUCCUGGGCGGUGGCGUGGUCAAGCACCACAUAGCCAAUGCGUGCCUGAUGAGGAAUGGCGCCGAAAGUGCGGUGUAUAUCAACACCGCCCAAGAGUUUGAUGGUAGUGAUGCCGGCGCCAGGCCGGACGAGGCCGUUAGCUGGGGCAAGAUCAAAGCCGACGGAGACAGCGUGAAGGUGUACGUGGAGGCAACAGUCGCCUUUCCUCUGAUUGUGGCCAGCACUUUUGCUCAAGCUGAUUCGUGA